AUGAAUGCUAUCCAAAAAAUUCUUUCUAUGAACGAGAAAGAGCUAGCUCAGAAUGUUUCUGAUGCAGCUUCGUGGCAUGCUGACUAUAAAGACACCUCUUAUAUUUAUAUUGGCAACCUCCACCAAGAUUUGAAAGAUGAGGACAUAUUGAAGAUUUUCUCGCAAUAUGGCAAUCCCACUCAUUUGAAUAUGAUCAAGGAUAAGGAAACGGGGAAAUCGAGAGGCUUUUGUUAUCUCAAGUAUGAAGAUCAUCGCUCUUGUAUUCUAGCCAUAGAUAACCUCAAUGGAGUAAAGAUAUUCGAUCGGCCCAUGAAGAUUGACCACACAUACUAUAGACUUCUUGAGGGACAGAACGAAGAUGACUUCCUAGUAAAAUAUCCAGAACCUUCAAAAGAGGAUGUGAAACGCACUGUUGAACACAAAAAGCCAAAGCUCCUACCGUAUGUUCCCGAAACCAGGGAUGAUGAUUUAUCAGACCCCAUGCUUUCUACACAGAAUAUAGAAGAUAACGACUUUGCUGACCCCAUGGCGGGUUUUUUGGCGGAAUCGAAAACAACGGAUGAAUCUAAAGAUAGACAUAGGACUCACAGAAAUAGGACACGGCAUAGAGAUACAGAACUGGAGAGGGACAAGAGGCGCAAAUUAACCACUUCUAAAAAAAGUAGCUAG
Messenger RNA from Clavispora lusitaniae ATCC 42720, 669 nucleotides. RefSeq names its product U2 snRNP complex subunit. NCBI's taxonomy places the organism in Eukaryota, Fungi, Ascomycota, Pichiomycetes, Serinales, Metschnikowiaceae. Gene Ontology annotation, cellular component: catalytic step 2 spliceosome; precatalytic spliceosome; U2 snRNP. Gene Ontology annotation, molecular function: RNA binding. The record is from RefSeq and is a predicted model, not a curated record. Gene Ontology annotation, biological process: mRNA splicing, via spliceosome.